Messenger RNA from Aegilops tauschii subsp. strangulata, 1167 nucleotides. RefSeq names its product protein FAR1-RELATED SEQUENCE 5-like. The record is from RefSeq and is a predicted model, not a curated record. Lineage: Eukaryota; Viridiplantae; Streptophyta; Magnoliopsida; Poales; Poaceae. Gene Ontology annotation, biological process: regulation of DNA-templated transcription.
AUGGUACCUCAGCCACCUUACGUUGGGCAGAGAUUUGAAUCGUUCGCAGAGGCAAAGGAAUUCUACCAGACAUAUGCAAAGUUCCGUGGAUUUGCGGUCAACACCGAAUACCAUAGGAAAAUUAAGAAAACUAACGAGUACAGCAGAGGUGAGAUGAGGUGCCACAAGGCACGAAGGAACAAGAAGGGGAAAGGUGUUGCGCCUGUCGUUCCGGAACGAAAGAGAGGUAUCAUUCUCAAGACGGAAUGCCCUGUCCGGUGUAAGCUAAACGUAGAUGGAGCACAGUGGGUGGUCACUGAAUAUUUUGAUGAGCACAACCACAAACUCAUAAAGAAGUUCGACCUGGUAAAAUUUCUGACCGCCCAUAGAGGAUUCACCCCCCUCGAGAAGAAAUUCAUAAAGCUGCUACAUGAUUGUACCGUCGGUCCAUCAAGAAUGGUCCAGAUACUAUCACUCAUCCACAGCAAAAAAGGGACUUUGAGUAGCAUGCCCUACAUACCAGCUGACGUCACAAACCUAAAGGCAAAGUACCGUAGAGAGAGCAAGUUGGCUGACAUAGAGGCCACAAUGGCCUACUUCGAUGAGAAAGCGAAGGAAGAUCCAGAUUUCUUCUACAGGAUAAGAUUGGACGAUGAAGACUGUGUCAGGAACAUGCAUAGAGGAGGUCUUUCCGUUGGAGUGCACAGGCACUGCAGGUGGCACAUUAUAAAGAAGGCUGAGGAGACCCUAGGACCCUUCUUUGCUGAUCGUCCAGACCUGCACAAGGCAUUCGAGCUGUGCGUGGACUACAUCUUGACCGUGGAGGAGUUUGAAAGGAGCUGGAUGGCUAUGAUUGAAACAUAUCGAGUCCAAGACCACGAGACGCUUGCUAGCUUGUGGGAGAAGCGAAUGUACUGGGUGCCGGCCUACUUCAUGCAGUGCUUCUUCCCGUUUCUGCAGACUACACAACGCAGUGAGGGGUUCAAUGCUGUUUUGAAGCGGUACGUGAGCCCUGGCAACUCAUUACUACAGUUUGCCAAGCAGUACACCGCUUUGCAACAAAAAAUACUGGGAUCCGAGCUACAGCAAGAAGCAAACACCGCGCUCAAGCAGCCAAAAUUGCUAACGUAUUUAUCAAUGGAGAGGCAGAUGAGCAAGAUAUACACCAACACGAUUUUUAACAAGUAA